Molecule: messenger RNA, 2341 nt
Organism: Chondrus crispus (carragheen)
Lineage: Eukaryota; Rhodophyta; Florideophyceae; Gigartinales; Gigartinaceae
Exons: 2
Coding region: 1-600 (199 amino acids)
Biological process (GO): translation
Molecular function (GO): structural constituent of ribosome; mRNA binding
Source: RefSeq, a predicted model, not a curated record
AUGCGCCCAGACUCACUGCGUAUGCAGAGUAUUUCUUUCGUCGUCCCCUCUACGCCCGCUUCGUCAACUCAUGCGCGAAGCCGUCUGAUUGGUACCGGAAUCGGAAGGAUGCCGCCUCGGCGCGGACCUGUGCCGCGUGCUGUGGGCAGAACACGCGCUGCUGUGGGUAUGACCCCGAGCGCACAGCUCAAUCCAGGCGAUGAGGUUGAGGGUCGUGUCACGCGAUUAGUUCGCUAUGGCGCCUUCGUUGACCUUGGGGCAAAUGGAUCAGGUCUCGUACAUAUCUCCGAGGUCACUGACUCUUUCGUGUCUGACAUAUCUGCGCAUCUCAAGGAAGGAGAUGUCGUUCUCGUUCGUGUGCUUUCAGUAGACGCAAACAAUGGCCGCAUAGCUCUUUCGAUGAGACAGUCGACAGCAGCCAUUCCGUCGGGUUAUGAUCGUGUCAUCGAGCUUGGGGGGGACUGGGGCCAUCCAUGGAACGAUGACGGGCAGGCACAGUAUGCUGAUCUUGGUCCGAGAACGAAGGGACCGGAAGCCUGGGAGCCAGAUCCCGACCUCUUUCGGAAGUGGGACACUCCGAAGGAUAACGAUAAUGCAUAAUACACCUUGGCAUCUCCGCUGUGGAAGAUGGUAGCAACUCUGGACAUUGACAGCUGCUUCUCGAAAUACAUCUUUUGUAACCAGUCGCGCAACGCUGGGCCUCACUCUUGCUGGGGAUCUUUAGAACCGCUGAAGAAGCCACCGAACAUAUUCGAUAGACUGGUUAGAAGUUCUAAUAUGUACUGCAGGUCGUCAAGUUGUGGAGCGGCCAGACCUUUUCCAAGUGCUAUCACUUUGCCGAUAUGUUCCUUGGACUUUGCAUUUCGGGAACGCUGUGCUACGAAUGAAGGAGUUUCCAUGUACCUGUGCAUGGGUUGCGCCAGCCAAGCGCCUCGCUGUUUCGGGAAGAGCGAGAGUGGCGUUGCUUCUUAUGAAAUGGUGUGUCACACUCAAUUUGAGCCGCUAACAUUGCGCAAUCAGACUCAAAUAUAUGAAGAGAGGGUUCAGGAGUCGCGUGCCUGGUUAGAAGGACGACGACUGUCACUGCUCCCCCAUGCCGCGUUGCGGUGUAGUUUACCUUAUCAAACUCAAAGAUCAUAUCCCCAACGCCAAGGACUGAAGACGACCUCUUCCUAGUUCUUCCAUGUCUGCAAUUCCUUUACGUGUAUCUGAGUAAUAAUGUUGCUCGCCAUAGAGACGCAAAUAACAGCGAUAGGGACGUCCCCAGACAGACAGGGCCUGCACAGUCUUACAUAAGCACUACAGGAGUGGUACAGUAUCUAGGUCGAUAAGAACAGCUAUCAUCUACAGCUCACUUCUUUCAGAAGACCCUCUAUGACUUCACUUUGCGUUUGAUGCAACAGUUGCAUGUCGGCGAUUUGCCUCUUUUGAAACUACAGAAAAGCGGCCGCCGUUCUCAUUUUUCAAUGAAGGCUGGCUAGUCUCCGAGGGGGAUUCGCUGGUGAACACCGUUCCAUUGGAAUACUUUUUUUGCAGACAACGACUUAGCCUGGUGUCGCGUCACUGCAGGGAUGUGAUGUUCUCAUAGUAUGUUUGCGUCUUGCUCAACGUUGCGUGGAUGUGUUCUGUGCGCAGUUUGAAACCCGAUUAGUAUCAUGCCUGCAUUUUGGUGCCGACUUUUUGAGUUAUCUGCACCAACAUACUUCUUUCUCGUGCCUCUUUUCCAUCGUGCCUCUAUAAGUUAGCAUCUAAUCAUUCGCCGCGCAGUUUCGGAUAUGGCGGAUCUUCAACCCUCACUUUCUUCCAUGAGAUUUGUGUAAGACGGGAGUUGCAAAGUGCGCAGUUUGAUGCUGUGCUGUGCUAUGUAUAGGACCUCACUUCUUUGUCACCGCUACCCUGUAUGACCAAGCGAUGGCCCACAGCAUUGCAAUAGGUUGCGGCUCUCCCGAUACCAGAACCCAUUACAUUUGUUGCCCUCCUUCCAUCGCAUGUUCUGAUUCACAUUGUACAGUGUUUGCAAGAUUAUAUUCUUUAACGAAAACAUACACAGUGGCCUAUCCAAACCAACUGUUAGAUAAUGGACUGCCGGUGGCUUGUCUGGUUGUAAUCGAAAGGCUCUUGCUCGCUGCCCGCGAUAUUCAAGUAUGAUCCUGUUGGAGAGAUGGAGGCGAUGUUAAAAAUUUAUGCUUCAGUUCUCCAUGAACGGCGGCACCGCUGCUACAAGCGUCAUGUUCACUGUUGUAGAUUAUGGACACAAGAAAAUUAGAGCGGCGGUAAACAGCGGUUGGUUCCACGAUACUUCUCCAGCCAGGCCUUAACCCUAGCGCGGCCUUCAUUGAUG